CCAAACCGGAUAAAUAAGAGUGUCGAAAUGGUUUAGUACUGUUAUUUUUACAUCUGAAGCAGAUAACAACCGCCCGGCAUUUUCCUGCCACAGUUAAGCACCGUAUUUUCAAGUUUAUUAGGAUGCUGGGGCAAAACGCACACCCCUUACACCAUUAUGUUCGAAUUGCUAGAAAUUUAGCAAUAUUUGUAGCCUGUGCCAAGAUUUGCCUAGCGGGAGAAGUAAAGCCAUUAUCAAAGCAGAACAAAUCGGCGGUUAAACCUCUUGCGACAAUAGCUUCUUUAAAUUUCGUGGACAAAACGGGAAAUGGUAAAGGUGCUCAAGCCGAUGACACUUGUUCACGUUGGCAGUUGUGCCCCAAAAAUAAUACAAAUAUCCACUAUGUCCAUGGUACCGCGUUCGUAGCUGAUCAGAAAGAGUACCUGGCCAUCUACUGCCAAGGAUUUGGAAUUCGCUUUCGUGGAGAAGACCAUGACUCUAUUGUUCGCGACCGUUCAUUCCAUGCCGCAGCUCCCAUUACGGCGAUACGCGAUGGAAAAGUGGCUUUUGUUGAAAACAUUAUUUUUGCCUAUGAAGGGUAUAACAGCGUUAUUCUGAAGAUCGAAGUUUGGGAUGGAGACAAGAAAAUGGUCACGUACGAUCCGCUAAAACGUCCACCCAGGAAGGUACCCGGUACGGACAUAAUUAUCGGCGUCAACCAAGUUCUUAAGACAUCUACAGUAUGGGUAUUAGUGUAUCGGUUAAGCUGAGCCGUGAAACCUCUAUCACACUGAAAUCUGUCGGCGUGCGCUAUAGAUAUCAAUAAUUUAGAAAGGAAACAUUAUUGUUACUCCUGUUAAUCUGAAUUUGAAACUGAUCCACAUUAAAAUCCACUGGAGUUUGAUCCACAUUAAAAUCUAAAUGGGUAUUUAUAGAUCCAGAGGUAUUUUUGCUUUAAAGCUGCAAUCGACUUCAGCUGAGCGAUAACAUUAUUGUCAU
This is a messenger RNA of Paramacrobiotus metropolitanus, 978 nucleotides long. RefSeq lists its product as uncharacterized. The coding region runs from base 123 to 749 and encodes 208 amino acids. Lineage: Eukaryota; Metazoa; Tardigrada; Eutardigrada; Parachela; Macrobiotidae. The transcript is spliced from 3 exons. The record is from RefSeq and is a predicted model, not a curated record.